GACACGGCUAUGCCGAGAGAUCUCUCCACACGCCGAGCCAGAUUCAGUUUUUGCUAAGUAAAUUUUGGGAUUCUUCUCCUCACGAAUUUUUGUUUUUUAGUUAUACGUAAAUUUUCUUUUUUAAUAAUCUUUCCUCUUCACUCGACUUUUAAAAAGGCAUCCGCGCCAGAGCUAAUUUUAAUCAUUUCAUCUCCUUUAUCAAAUAUCAUCCCUUCUUCUUCACAGUCUCCAAAACCCUAGUUUUUUUUUUGCCUUCUUCGCAAUAACUUUCGGAAGUAUAGAGAGAGAGAGAGAGAGAGGUAGAAGAUGCCGAGGGAGAUUAUUACGCUGCAAGUGGGACAAUGUGGGAACCAGAUCGGGAUGGAGUUCUGGAAACAGCUUUGCCUCGAGCACGGUAUCAGCAAAGAUGGUAUUCUCGAGGACUUCGCUACUCAGGGAGGUGAUAGAAAAGAUGUGUUUUUUUACCAAGCGGAUGACCAGCACUAUAUUCCACGAGCUCUUCUGAUUGAUUUGGAGCCCAGAGUUAUCAAUGGCAUUCAGAAUGGGGAAUAUCGGAAUCUUUAUAAUCAUGAGAACAUCUUCGUUUCCGACCAUGGUGGUGGUGCUGGAAAUAACUGGGCCAGUGGAUAUCACCAGGGGAAGGGUGUUGAAGAGGAAAUUAUGGACAUGAUUGAUCGAGAAGCUGAUGGAAGUGACAGCCUUGAGGGAUUUGUUCUUUGCCACUCUAUUGCUGGAGGAACUGGCUCAGGUAUGGGCUCUUAUUUAUUGGAGACUUUGAAUGAUCGCUAUAGCAAGAAGUUGGUUCAGACGUACAGUGUAUUCCCCAAUCAGAUGGAAACAAGUGAUGUUGUUGUCCAGCCGUACAACUCACUCUUGACACUGAAGCGGCUUACCUUAAAUGCUGAUUGUGUUGUUGUCCUUGACAACACUGCAUUGAAUAGAAUUGCUGUUGAGCGUCUACAUCUUACGAAUCCUACCUUUGCUCAAACGAAUUCGUUAGUGUCAACUGUGAUGUCUGCUAGCACUACCACAUUGCGUUAUCCAGGAUACAUGAAUAAUGACUUGGUCGGCUUGCUUGCAUCUUUGAUCCCAACACCGAGGUGUCACUUCCUCAUGACAGGAUAUACUCCGUUGACUGUCGAGCGCCAGGCAAAUGUCAUUCGUAAAACUACCGUGCUGGAUGUUAUGAGAAGGCUUCUACAGACAAAAAAUAUCAUGGUGUCGUCUUAUGCUAGAAAUAAAGAAGCUAGUCAGGCAAAGUACAUAUCAAUAUUGAAUAUAAUUCAAGGAGAAGUCGAUCCCACUCAGGUGCAUGAGAGUUUGCAGAGGAUACGAGAAAGAAAGCUUGUUAACUUCAUUGAGUGGGGACCUGCAAGCAUACAGGUUGCACUUUCCAAGAAGUCCCCAUAUGUUCAAACUGCCCAUAGGGUCAGUGGUCUAAUGUUAGCAAGCCACACUAGUAUCAGGCACCUUUUCAGCAAAUGUUUGAGCCAGUAUGAGAAACUGAGGAAGAAGCAAGCUUUUCUUGACAAUUACCGAAAGUUUCCCAUGUUUGCUGACAAUGAUCUUUCAGAGUUUGAUGAAUCAAGGGACAUAAUUGAGAGUUUGGUAGAUGAGUACAAGGCCUGUGAAUCUCCAGAUUACAUCAAAUGGGGAAUGGAGGACCCUGAACAGCUUCUAACUGGUGAAGGCAAUGCUUCAGGAGUUGUGGAUCCUAAGUUGGCGUUCUGAAUAUCCAGAGUAUUCGUGAUGUUUCACUAUGAUUGUAUUAUUUCAGAUGAUCCCUAGAGUUUUUUGGUUUUUUUUUUACUAAUGGUCAGGAUAGUUUCGGCUAUGGUUUGUAGAUAUUUAUGAUAUAUCUCCAUUAGAAUCCAUAAGAUGUGACAAAAUAAAAUUUUAACAUGA
Eutrema salsugineum is the source of this 1905-nucleotide messenger RNA. RefSeq names its product tubulin gamma-1 chain. The transcript is spliced from 11 exons. Gene Ontology annotation, biological process: mitotic cell cycle; mitotic spindle organization; cytoplasmic microtubule organization. NCBI's taxonomy places the organism in Eukaryota, Viridiplantae, Streptophyta, Magnoliopsida, Brassicales, Brassicaceae. Gene Ontology annotation, molecular function: structural constituent of cytoskeleton; GTP binding. Bases 307 to 1731 code for a protein of 474 amino acids. The record is from RefSeq and is a predicted model, not a curated record. Gene Ontology annotation, cellular component: spindle; gamma-tubulin complex; microtubule.